UUAUCAGAUAUUUCUUAGAAUUAGCUUGAGAGCACUGACUUAUAACCUUGAAAUCUACACUUUUGACACACAGUCACAAUGAAAAUAUGCCAGAAACGGAAGAAAAGCAGUUUUUCUAAUUUAACGACUAAUGCCUACGAUACCAAGGAACACACAUUCGUGCUGAUCAGCUGAUUUGUAGAGUGGUAGUAAACAAUAGCCUUGAAAGUCAAUUAUACAUUUACUAAGAGUUUGUAGACGAGUGAGGUCAAGAAUUGUCAAUUUAUUGAUAAAGCACUACUUUGUGAUACAAUAAAAAUUGAAGACAAUAAACUAUUUGCUUUCCAACAUUUUUAAAAAUAUUUUGUUGUGCGCUUGGAUUGUGAAAGGAGGAAGAACAACAAGUGCAUACGAACAUGCGAUUGGUGCGGCCGUGCGUAGCAGCGCCUCUACAUUUUAUAGAGUAUCAUUUAGAAAUAAAUUUUUAUUAUUCUUUUAAACAAAUUAAGCAAUUAUACUAAGUAUACGCUUUUUCCAAUUUUUACAGCUUUUCUUACCUUGGUUUUUACUAUAAAUUGUAUGAAUUUGUUGAAAAACGUGAAGAUGUAUAGGUGAACGCUGAAUCAAGAGAAAAAACGCGCGAAAUUUAAAAGAGAUAACAGCAUAAAUUAUUUGUCUCGCCUAUUUUAAUUUAUAAAAACUUAAAGAUAUGACGUAUAAUAUGGAAAUAAAAUUUUCGAUUUCUAAAAAUUAACAAAUUUAUUAUUUAAUUACAAUAGCGUAUGUUUUGACUGGUUUAGAAUCGUGGGAGGAAUGUAUAGUUACAGGUAACAUCAUCAGCAGUAUAAAAGUAACACGCAGAAGACGAAUCGACGCGCGCAUGAGUUUACCGCUAAUGUAUAUAUUUGUUGCUCGUCAUUCGGUGUGAUCAACAUUCAGAGAUUAAAAGUGGAGCUCUAUAUAUCUCUAUCGCUAGAAUACAAAAUCUUCUACUUACCGGCUUACAACUAGUUUAUUUAAACAAAAUACAGAAUGCCUAUUGAUAUUCCUGGAUUUGCUUACGCUGCUGCCGUAGCAGCCGGUGGUAUUAUGGGUUAUGUUAAAUCCCAUUCUAUUCCAUCGCUGGGAGCUGGACUUUUAUUCGGUUCUAUUUUGGGGUACGGAGCAUUCCAAUCCUCUCAAGAUCCACAGAACUAUGGAGUAAUUUUAGGAAGCAGCGCAACACUUGGAGGAAUCAUGGGUUAUCGAUUUUAUAAUACUGGAAAAAUCAUGCCAGCAGGUCUCAUUGCUGCCAUCAGUACUGUCAUGGUGGUAAGAUACUCGUUGAGAGUAUUCCAAUCUUCUCCGGUAAAAAUGCAGUAGAGUUAACAAAGCAAUGGCUAGAGAAUGUACUUUUUACUAUUAAAUGCAUUGUAAAAUUUUAAUUUUUGAAUGGGUGAUAUUUAUGUGGUAUAUAUUAUCUAUAGAAAUUAAUUUGUAUGUUUUUCAUAAAAAACCUACGAUAUAUAUAGGUUGUCUUAGAGAGUAGCUGAGUUUAACAAUAAAACAUGAAAUACCUAUACCUUUUAGGUAUUAAAAAAAUGAUUCUAUAACUGGUUGUAAUUAUACAAUGUAAAGAAUUUUCAACUUAUAGGCAUGUGUGAAAUUGAAAAUACUUUGUUUGAAGUUGUUGAAAUUAUAAUAAACUUUUCUACAACAAACA
Nasonia vitripennis (jewel wasp) is the source of this 1681-nucleotide messenger RNA. RefSeq names its product transmembrane protein 14C. The coding region runs from base 1012 to 1341 and encodes 109 amino acids. Gene Ontology annotation, cellular component: mitochondrial membrane. The record is from RefSeq and is a predicted model, not a curated record. NCBI's taxonomy places the organism in Eukaryota, Metazoa, Arthropoda, Insecta, Hymenoptera, Pteromalidae. The transcript is spliced from 3 exons. Gene Ontology annotation, biological process: regulation of heme biosynthetic process.